Aphidius gifuensis is the source of this 651-nucleotide messenger RNA. Its product is annotated as RNA-binding protein pno1-like. The record is from RefSeq and is a predicted model, not a curated record. The transcript is spliced from 3 exons. Gene Ontology annotation, molecular function: RNA binding. The coding region runs from base 1 to 651 and encodes 216 amino acids. NCBI's taxonomy places the organism in Eukaryota, Metazoa, Arthropoda, Insecta, Hymenoptera, Braconidae. Gene Ontology annotation, cellular component: nucleolus.
AUGGGGGGACCAAAACAAUCAGAUUGUUUAAAAAAAAAAAAGGUUAGUAAAUUUGUAUUAAUGACUUUUGAACAUGUGUUAAUUGUUUAUUCUGUAACAAGUGCUAGUGGUGGUGGUGGUGGUGAACAAAGACAGAUACCAGUUCCAAAUCAUCGCAAAAAUGCAUUAGAAGAAAAUUGGAUAAAAAUAAUAACACCAAUUGUUGAACAUUUGUCUCUACAAAUAAUGGUAACACCUCGCUUUACACUAAUAAAAUUACGUACUGGACCAGAAACAACAGAUAUUGCUAAUAUACAAAAAGCUGAAGAUUUUAUUCGUGCAUUUUUACUUGGUUUUGAUAUUAAUGAUGCAAUUGCACUUAUUCGUCUUGAUGAUUUAUUUGUUGAAUCAUUUCAAGUUCAAGAUGUUAAACCAUUAAAAGGUGAUCAUUUAUCACGUGCAAUUGGUCGUUUAGCUGGUGAAAAAGGAAAAAUGAAACAUUCAAUUGAAAAUCAAACUCAAACACGUAUUGUACUUGCUGAUGCUAAAAUACAUAUUCUAGGAUCAUUUCAAAAUAUUCAGCUUGCUAGAAGAGUUAUUUGUAAUUUAAUUCUUGGUGCUCCAAUAUCAAAAGUUACUGGACAAUUGAGAAAUUUAUCUAAACGUAAAUAA